GUUCAGUGUUGGACAAAGGGAGACAGGAGACUAGCUCUAUGCUAUCGUGUUUGCAAGCUAGCGAGAGUGAAGACUCGGAAGUGAUACCUCUGCCGUCGCACGGUUAAAGUUUACCAGUUCCGCUUUGUUGUUAUGUUAUGUUUACCGUUUUAAUAGAAAGCCUAAAAUAUGUCAACCCCACAGGAAGACGAAAUGGCAACAGUGCCGUGUGUCCUUAUUACGAGUUGUGAUCCAGGGUUCAAAGAGGAAGAGCUGGUCAAACAGAUCUUGGGUGUUUCUUCGUCGCCUGCGCCCUCCGAACAGCAGGGGGCAGUGAGCUGGUAUCCCUGGACCAUCAAUAAUAAGUACUACACAGCCGACGUCAGCCUAUGUGUUGUGCCCAGCACCUUUCAGAUGACCAGAGAGAUUGCCCAGUCGAUGCAGGCCUUCAUCGUGUACUUCGACAGUGCCACGGUCGGGGGUUUGGACAGGGUGUCUUCAUGGCUGCCCAUUGUUGAGGAUCUGGCUCCGGAGGUGCUGAUCCUGGUGUGUGACCGUGUGUGUGACAGUGGAGUCGGGAGGCAGCAAGCGCAGCAGUGGUGUCUGGCUCAUGCCUUUGAGCUGGUGGAACUCAACCCUGAAGACCUGCCGGAUGAGGAUGAUGACUUCCCGGAAUCAACCGGAGUGAAGCGGAUUGUCCAGGCGCUCAAUGCCAACGUGUGGUCGAGUGUGGAGAUGAAAGACGAACACAACCAAGGGUUCGGCCUGAUGAGCAGCCUCGUGGCCUCCCGGCACAACAACCCCCGCCCCAGCCAGGAGCCGCCGUCCUCCCAUCUGCCAGUAGAGGGCGGCGUUGCCAGCACAGCGCUCCAGAGGGCCGAGACGGCAGUGAACGGCGACUCCCCGGCAGAUUCGCGAGUGGACCCCUUGACAGACAUGGACAUCCAGGAGCUGGCCAGCCUCACCACAGGGGACCCGGACGUGGAGAACUUUGAGCGCCUCUUCACCAAGCUUAAAGAGAUGAAGGAUAAAGCUUCAUCCUUACCUCACGAGCAGAGGAAAGUUCACGCCGAAAAGGUUGCCAAAGCGUUCUGGAUGGCGAUUGGUGGGGACCAGGAUGAGAUCGAUGGCCUUUCCUCAGGGGAAGAGAGCUGAGGCCUGGUUGAUGCCGGCCCAGACGACGCCCCUCCCUCACUUGUGCAGUUACCGGCCGCUCUGGGCACACUCCCUUCUCUGGACUCCCGCUGGGCGCAGAACGCCCUCUGCAGGCCGAGCUUCCUCCGCUCAAACGGAGCGGGAGCCAGAGGGGGAGCUUAAGUGACCGAGUGGAACAGGCUCUAAUUUUAUUUUCCACCAUUCCAAUUUCCCCUCUCUGCCUGAAACAACCUUAAUUAUCUGGCACUGGCCAAUCACAGCUGCUGGUUCAGUUUAAAACAAAAAAUGAAAAAAGAAAGAAAGGAAAAAAAAAAAAGGCCCAAGAUGACCACUCUACCAAUGAGAGGAAGGGGCAGCCAAGAAGAACUGUGCUGGAAAAAUACAGUUCUCCCUUUGGACAGGUUUGCACCACCGUUUUGAUUGGUACUUUCGCUGAAUCCCUCAUUUUCACUUCCUGUAAUGCUGGGGAUUUAUAAUGAAUGUGAUGGCCACACUAAUGUGUAAAGCACUGCACUGACUUAGGUUUGAUGGCAUUUUAUUCUGUGCAUCUUAAGACAAUACAAUUUAUCUUAAAAUACUGCUGCCCUUCUACAAAACUAGGGUGUGUGUGUGGGGGAAAAACCACCUAAACCAACCCACCCCCCAUCCACCCCCAUAGUAUAACAAAUACCCUUUUCACCAUUGUGUGCAUACAGUUCAUAUGUAACCUGUCAUUAAUCUUGCCUACAUACCUUUCCCAUAACUGAUCAAAGAAACCAUGUGAAAAUGUCAUUUUGUCGUGUAAAAACAAUAAAGAAAAGAAACAAGAA
Molecule: messenger RNA, 1943 nt
Organism: Conger conger (European conger)
Lineage: Eukaryota; Metazoa; Chordata; Actinopteri; Anguilliformes; Congridae
Gene: aagab
Product: alpha and gamma adaptin binding protein
Exons: 10
Coding region: 169-1134 (321 amino acids)
Source: RefSeq, a predicted model, not a curated record